This is a messenger RNA of Triticum turgidum subsp. durum (durum wheat), 2445 nucleotides long. Lineage: Eukaryota; Viridiplantae; Streptophyta; Magnoliopsida; Poales; Poaceae. The record is from the annotation of a GenBank genome assembly.
AUGGUUCCUGUUCUUCCAACACACCUUGCCACUGUCUCCCUUCUCUCCUUUGUCGCACUAGUCUCGAGCGCUGCAAAUCGAGACAUCCUGCGGCCAGGAACCUCUCUCGCCAUCGAAGCCUACCAAAGUGAGAUCCUGCAAUCACCGGAUGGCACCUUCUCCUGUGGCUUCUAUGGCGUCUAUGACAACGCCUUCACCUUCUCAAUAUGGUACUCCAAGGCAGCCAACAAGACCGUCGUCUGGAGUGCGAACCGCGACCGGCCCGUCCACUCCAGGAGGUCAGCCCUGACCUUGCACAAGGAUGGCAACAUGGUCCUCACAGAUUACGAUGACGCGGUUGUGUGGCAAGCUGAUGAUGAUGGCAACUCCCGCAGAAAUGUUCAGCAUGUUCAGCUGCUGGACACUGGGAAUCUCGUAAUGAAGAACACCAGCGGCACGAUAAUAUGGCAAAGUUUUGAUUCACCGACAGACACGCUCCUACCAGCCCAGCGCAUCACGGCUGCGACAAAGUUGGUCCCAACAACCCAGUCACGUGCUCCUGGUAACUACAUCUUCCGUUUCAAUGAUAUAUCAGUGCUAUCACUUAUAUAUGAUGUUCCUGAGGUUUCGGAUAUAUACUGGCCAAACCCUGAUAACAGUGUGUACGAAAAUAACAGAAGCCGGUAUAACAGUACUAGAUUGGCAAUUCUAGACAAUAAUGGGAUCCUUGCAUCUAGUGAUUUUGCUGAUGGAGUGCUACUUAAGGCCUCUGAUGCAGCGCCAGGGAUUAGGAGAAGGCUAACUCUUGACCCUGAUGGUAAUCUCCGGCUGUACAGCCUGAACGACUCAGAUGGGGUGUGGUCAGUUUCAAUGGUAGCAAUCUCCCAACCUUGUACUAUCCAUGGUAUAUGCGGUCAGAAUGGAAUCUGUCAUUACUCGCCUGAACCAAUGUGUUCAUGCCCACCGGGUUAUGUGAUGACCAACCCGGGUAACUGGACCCAAGGCUGCACGGCUAGUUUCAACAUACCAUGUCAUGAUCAGGAACCUAUGAAGUUUGUGAAACUCCCGCACACGGAUUUCUGGGGAUCUGAUCAGAAGCGCCUUCUGGGAGUUUCCUUUGAGGCUUGUAGGAACAGUUGCAUCAAUGACUGCACCUGCAAAGGCUUUCAAUACCAGCAAGGUGCAGGGUCAUGCUACCCGAAAGCUCUUCUUUUCAAUGGAAAGAGCUGCGCGACACCCAGCGUGCGAACAAUAUAUCUCAAACUUCCUGCCAGGUUGAGUGUUUCAGGUACACCUAUUCCUCAGUCCAAUGUAUUGGAUCCCGCGCCUCCUCGUCUCGACUGCAAUCAGAUGAGCAAAGGAAUCAGACAUCCAUUUCCAGAUUUGCGCAAAACUGGGGAUGAAGAAUUAAAUUGGAUCUACCUUUACAGUUUCAUAGUUGCAAUUUUUGUUUUUGAAGUUUCUUUCAUGACAUUCGCAUGGUUCUUUGUCUUGAGAAGAGAGAUGAGGCCAUCAGAAAUGUGGGCUGCUGAGGAAGGUUACAGGGUGAUGACUAGCCAUUUUCGAAGAUACAGUUACAGAGAGCUUGUUGAGGCAACAAGAAAGUUCAGAGUUGAGCUAGGAAGGGGAAGCUCAGGCACUGUGUAUAAAGGUGUCCUAGAAGAUGAAAGGCCAGUGGCUGUGAAGAAGCUGGAAAAUGUAAGUCGAGGCAAGGAAGAGUUUCAAGCUGAGCUGAGCGUAAUUGGGAGGAUCUACCACAUGAAUUUGGCCAGAAUAUGGGGGUUUUGCUCAGAAGGGUCACACAGGCUGUUGGUUUGUGAGUACGUGGAGAACGGAUCCCUGGCAAACAUUUUGUUCAAUGACCAAAAGACUGUCGUGCUGGACUGGAAGCAAAGGUUUAAUAUCGCAUUGGGUGUCGCGAAAGGAUUGGCCUAUCUUCACCAUGAGUGCUUAGAAUGGGUCAUCCAUUGUGAUGUGAAACCUGAGAAUAUAUUGUUGGACACAAACUUUGAGCCUAAGAUCACUGACUUUGGGUUGGCAAAGUUGCUAAACAGAGGCGGAGCCACACAGAACAUGUCGCAGGUACGAGGAACAAUAGGUUACAUAGCUCCUGAGUGGGUUUCAAGCCUCCCAAUCACGGCGAAAGUCGAUGUUUAUAGUUACGGAGUUGUUUUGCUUGAGCUUUUAUCUGGGACAAGAGUUUCAGAGCUGGCUGUAGGUUCAGGUGCAGAGGUGCAUGGCAUGCUGCAGAAGCUUGUCAGGGUGCUUGCUGAUAAACUGGGAGGACAUGAAGAAUCAUCGAUUAAUGAAUUUGUUGACCCUGAAUUGGGUGGACGAUUCAGCUAUGUCCAAGCAAGAACAAUGAUCAAGUUGGCUGUUUCCUGCUUGCAGGAAGAUAGAAACAAGAGGCCAACCAUGGAAUCUGUAGUUCAGACUCUCCUGCCGUUUGACGAAGCUAGUAGUUAG